Molecule: messenger RNA, 1303 nt
Organism: Solanum stenotomum
Lineage: Eukaryota; Viridiplantae; Streptophyta; Magnoliopsida; Solanales; Solanaceae
Exons: 10
Coding region: 95-1102 (335 amino acids)
Cellular component (GO): endoplasmic reticulum membrane
Source: RefSeq, a predicted model, not a curated record
UAAACUUGUUGACCUCGGGUCAGUCGGGUCACUUUUUUACAGAAAUCUGUUCACCUCGAUCUUCACUCAAUUUGUUCGAUUUAACCCUAAAAAAAUGGAAUCAAUUUGGGCGAUUUUGGAGUUACUACUGAUCGCAGCUAUUGUUCUUGCAUUUGGCUUAGCUGCUGCAAUUGUAUUCGAAACAUUCAGAAGAAGAUUCAAUCAUACGCAUGUGGAAGCUCCUCCUGUUUUUGAAGAUCCGACUUCAUUUAAGCCGGUUCGUUGUCCUCAUAUAUUUGAUCCUGCUGAGAAGUACAUAUCCUUGAUUAUACCUGCAUACAAUGAAGAGCACAGGCUUCCUGGAGCCCUUGAAGAAACUUUGAAUUAUCUUCAACGACGUGCAGCCAAUGACAGCACAUUUACAUAUGAGGUUAUUAUUGUUGAUGAUGGGAGUGCUGAUGGAACAAAAAGAGUGGCUUUUGAAUUUGUUAAGAGACACUCUGUAGACAACGUGCGAGUCAUCCUUCUCGGGAAAAACCACGGGAAAGGGGAAGCUAUAAGGAAAGGAAUGCUUCACUCACGUGGUGAACUGCUUUUAAUGCUUGAUGCUGAUGGAGCAACCAGAAUAGAUGAUAUGGAAAAGCUUGAAAACCAGAUUCAUGCAGUUGCUAAAAAGGGACAACAAUCUGAAGAUUCUGCUGGUAGAGAUUCAACUAUAAGAAUAUCAGAUGUACCGGCAGCUGUAUUUGGUUCACGUGCUCACCUUGAGGAGAAGGCUCUAGCAACAAGAAAAUGGUAUCGCAAUUUCCUGAUGAAAGGUUUCCAUAUUGUGGUUCUCUUGGCUGCUGGUAGUGGAAUUCGUGAUACUCAGUGUGGAUUCAAGAUGUUCACCAGAUCUGCUGCCAGGAAACUUUUUCUAAAUAUCCGCUUGAAAAGGUGGUGUUUUGAUGUCGAACUAGUCUACCUAUGCAAAUGGUUUCGGGUUUCAAUGAAUGAGAUAUCCGUUAAUUGGACAGAAAUACCGGGAUCAAAAGUCAAUCUGUUAAGCAUCCCAAACAUGUUGUGGGAGAUGGCAAUCAUGUCUUUAGGUUAUAGAACUGGCAUCUGGAAAAUCUACAGCUGAGUUUUAUAUUUUUUCCAGGCCAUACCUAGUACUUGGACCUGACUCUUAACACAUGUAAUGCUUCGCGACACAGAUACCUUGUUUAUGAACUAUAAUUUACUCGUUUAGGAAGAUUGUAUAAGAGUUGGACAAGUUUUGACAAUUUUCACAAAUUGUGGGAUUUUCAUGUUUAUGAGAAAAAUAUACAAUUUUAACUUCAAA